UGGAUAAGAUAUAGUGAGGCCUCAGUCUCUGGUGCUCGAAGAGGUGGAAAUGGCUUCAAUCAUCCACAACGCCAUUCAAAUUUCUUCGAAGCCCGACUCUCCAUGGCCCAAGGUUUCAUCACAGCUUCACUUUCAACCUCGAACAUGGAUUGAAUUCGUCCACAAUCACAUUCCUCGGUUUUCCCCAGUUGUCCUCAAUUGCCAUCGUGCUCCGCGCUCUCUGAUUCGAUGCGGCAGUCGAAUCGAGAAGGAAGGGGAUCCAUCUACAGCAGAAGCCAAUAGGUCCCAAUCAUCUGGCGAGAAAGAAUAUAAUAGAACUUAUUCCGUUUCAGGAACGACUGAGGGGUUCGAAAGUAAAGUUUCUUCUGUUAGAAAUGUUGCUUUAUGUGUUGCUACUGCAGUGGCAUUUGGCAUCGGGCUGGGUUUGAAAGAUGGACCUGGCAAAGCAUCAGAGUUUUAUGCUGGGUAUCUUCUGGAGCAAAGUUUGUCAGUUGACAAUCUUUUUGUCUUUGUUUUGAUUUUCAAGUACUUCAAAGUGCCAAUCGAGUAUCAGAAUCGGGUGCUUACUUAUGGAAUUUCUGGUGCAAUUGUCUUUCGUCUAACAAUCAUACUUCUGGGAACAGCCACCCUGCAGAGAUUUGAGGCAGUAAACCUGCUUCUGGCUGCUAUACUUCUAUACUCAUCAUUUCAGCUAUUUGGCAGUGAAGAAGAAGAUGACACUGACCUAUCAGACAACUUUGUAGUAAAGAUGUGCCAAAAAUUAAUCCCUGUGACAGCAAACUAUGAUGGGAAUCACUUUUUUACACUUCAGGAUGGUGUGAAGAAAGCAACACCUUUACUUCUCACCGUAGCAGUAAUUGAGCUCAGUGAUAUAGCAUUUGCUGUUGACUCAAUACCUGCAGUUUUUGGUGUUACAAGGGACCCUUUCAUAGUGUUCACGUCUAAUUUUUUUGCCAUUCUAGGUUUGAGAUCCCUAUUCGUUCUUAUAGCUGAUGGUAUGUCAGAAUUGAAAUACUUACAGCCGUCUAUUGGCGUUGUUUUGGCCUUUAUUGGGAGUAAGAUGAUCCUGGAUUUCUUUGGAUUCCAUGUCUCUACUGAGGCAUCACUUGGUUUUGUUGCAACAAGUCUGGGCACUGGGGUGCUGUUGAGUCUACUGAAGAAUUCUGAUUGAUCAAUUCAUAAUAAUGGAAGUACAGAAUUUUGUGUCAAAAUUGUCUCGCAAUACUGUGAUUGGAGCCUUGGUUUUACGCGGUAAAAGAAGAUGCUUUCUGCUGUCAACAAAUCCUGGAGGUCAGAAGAAUCAUCUUUUACCUGUCUUUGAUUGUUUUGCUGAAAUGAUGAAUUUGUUCUCCUAUUUGCAAAUAAUUCCAAAUCUCUCUCUCUCAAACAAAUUCCAGAACUUGCUGUUGUAGAUAGAUGAUUAUUAGCUCUAGAUCUCAGCUUUUAGCUUUUGGAUAAAAGUAGGAAUUUCUCAAGUAAAAGAUGAGUAAUUGUCAAAAUUUUCUGCUACCAAA
Messenger RNA from Momordica charantia (bitter melon), 1514 nucleotides. It is a transcript of the gene PDE149, whose product is annotated as integral membrane TerC family protein. The record is from RefSeq and is a predicted model, not a curated record. Gene Ontology annotation, cellular component: membrane. NCBI's taxonomy places the organism in Eukaryota, Viridiplantae, Streptophyta, Magnoliopsida, Cucurbitales, Cucurbitaceae.